Clavispora lusitaniae ATCC 42720 is the source of this 1887-nucleotide messenger RNA. RefSeq lists its product as uncharacterized. Lineage: Eukaryota; Fungi; Ascomycota; Pichiomycetes; Serinales; Metschnikowiaceae. The record is from RefSeq and is a predicted model, not a curated record.
AUGAACUGCUCUUCCAGACAGCCAGCUAUGAAAACUGGUACUAUGCCACAUGGUAUGAUGGAUGAGAUACUGCUACUGCAGCCUUCACAAGGAACAUGUAUCAAUAACAUCGGAACCGCCCCAAGCAUCAAAGGAAGAGCCUCUCAUAAAUAUGAAUCGAGCGGUAAGGUAAUUGUUUCAAUCGAGAGAACUCCAACUUACCUAACUCCUUCGCAAAGAUUACAAAUGAGAAAACAACUUAUGAAUGAUCGGAUAGCUCAACGCCAAUUCAAGUCAGCUAAUGAUACCAGAGAAGAACUUGACCUCGAUUCUGAUGAUGAGGAAAUUGACUAUCACGUUGAUAUGUUCAACGUCCCUAUAAGCGUUCCUAUAGAGAAUAUGAUCAAGUUGAAAAAGUUGCCAUUUCAAUAUGAACGUGGCCUGUCCUUUACUACCGAAUCCACCAGAUGCUCCUCAAUAUUUAGCUCUGCAAGUGCAAACUCCUUAUGCUCUUCUGGUAGUAAUGAUAGCUGCCCUAAGCUGGCUCUCAAUGAUGCGCGAUUCAGUGAAAGAAACCUUUCUCAAGAUGCGUUGGAAAUAAGCUUGAACUUGGGAACGGAUGAAAAAUACAAAAUGAUACAGGAAGCUAGAGAGCGAAAGAAAAUGCUUAACCAGUUUCUCGAAGUCAAUUGCCCAAAUGUGUCCUUACAGUCACCCGUAGGGGACCAAAACUGUCCUAGAAAUCAUUCAAGCGGGGCUAGGUCGAAGACUAAUUUUUCGAGAUAUUAUCUGAGCACAAGACCGUCAUGGCUUCCCCCUAAAUCAUCAUACGAUAAAGUUAGACAUCAAAAAGAAUCAGAGGACAGAAUAUACCACGCGUUGUCUAAACAAGACAAAAUUAUUUCCAAGAAGCUAAAAAAAAUUGAGACAUUGAAAAAGUUAAAGUCUGCAGACUCUCAGAUGUGGAGGCUUCUUGAUGAGACACAAAUCAGAAUGUUGAAAAGCACGGCUGAAGGUCGUGAUAUGUAUUGGCGUGGUAUUCCAAAUUUCAAAAGAGCCUAUGCGUGGAGCGCCCUUCUUGAACCUGAAAAGAAGAUAUCAAAUGAAACGUGCUCGAAGUAUUUCUACAAGUCUAGCACAUUCGUUAUUCGCAACACCAAGGUGCAAUCGGAAACCAACAUAUUUCUGAAAUUAUUAGAAACCAUUGAUUCGGAUUUACUAAAUACGUUCACAGAGAAGGGAAUAUUCCAGGAAACUUUAGUUGCAAGAGAUCUUCGUGAGACAAUAAUAUCGUUUCUCCUAUAUUCCAGAGACAAAUUUGCAUCUGGCAUGAAUGAAAACCAAAUUGAGUCCUCAAAAAUUCUAUGCAACUCGUAUUGCCCUGGUAUUCCUAACUUGACAGCUUUACUCUACUCUAUUUACUUGGAUAAGUAUAUGGUUUUCAGAACACUUUGCAUUGUUUAUUCUAGUGAUAACCUAAUAUCCAAGAUCAUGAGAUCGAAACAAGAGGGUUUAUAUUGGAAGGAUUUAAAUUCGUCUCCACUUGCGAAACUCUCUAUUUUUGAAAAGUUCCUGCAACGCCUUACAAAACUAUGCCCUAGUUUGAGUGCGCAUUUAGAAUCCAAAAAGGUACUGACUAUUGAGUACGCCCCAUCUAUCAUCAUUGGGAUGUUUACUUCUUUCUUCAAUUUCGAUUUAUGCAUGCAUAUAUUGGACAUUUGGCUUUUCGAAGGGGAUAGCUUUCUAAUAGCAACAUUAUUGGCAACAUUGAAGGUGAUGUCACACAAGUUGUUUGGUUCUCGAAGCGAAAUAAUGGACAUGCUUGAACAGCACACGUCGCAAAAGCACAUCAAAGUUGGAGAUCUGGAUGAUUUUAUCAACUUGGUGCAUGAUUUAAUGACUAUAUAG